Messenger RNA from Lotus japonicus, 1967 nucleotides. RefSeq names its product protein MODIFIER OF SNC1 11. NCBI's taxonomy places the organism in Eukaryota, Viridiplantae, Streptophyta, Magnoliopsida, Fabales, Fabaceae. The transcript has 6 exons. Bases 148 to 735 code for a protein of 195 amino acids. Gene Ontology annotation, biological process: poly(A)+ mRNA export from nucleus. The record is from RefSeq and is a predicted model, not a curated record. Gene Ontology annotation, cellular component: nucleus.
ACCCAGCAAGAAAAGGAAUUCCCAAGGGCACAACGCAUCUUAUUUGAUUUUGCUCUCACAAUUCAAUUCAUUCCAAUCACGUUCUCACACACACAGCGUGUUGUGCUCAAUUCGAUUCUCUCUUUCAUCUUCUCCGUUCUCUCUCCAAUGGCGUCCUCUCCCAACGACACCACCCCCACACAGGAAAACCCUAACAAAACCCUAGAACCCGAAGAAGAAGCCGAAGAACCCACCCCACCCCAAUCCGAACCCCAAUCCCAACCAGAUCCAAUCGCCGCCGAACCUGAAACUGAACCCGAACCAGAACCAGAACCCGCCAGCGAUGCUCCUCUCUCCGAUGUUCAGAAGAAGAUGCGCCGCGCUGAGCGAUUCGGGAUUACCGUCCAGUUAUCCGAGAAAGAGAAGCGCAAUUCUCGUGCAGAAAGGUUUGGUACUGUGUCCGCAUCAUCGCAGGGAUCAGAGGCAUCGAAAUCGGAGGAUCUGAAGAGGAAGGCUAGGGCUGAGAGGUUUGGAAUGCCUACUCCUUCUACUGGUGCUGAUGAAGAUGCAAAGAAGAAAGCUCGUCUUGCUAGGUUUGCACCACCUUCUAAGGUUGAUCCUUUGGAGGAAGAUAAAAGGAAAGCAAGAGCACUCAGAUUUUCGAAUGCAUCAUCAACUCCUAUACCUCAAGUCAAUGGAGAGGGGAAUGUUGAACCUAAGGCAGCUAUUGCGGGCAAUGCUGGAGGAGGGACCUGAAUCGCUGCUUGAUCCCGUAGCUGUAGGAAUUUUUCUUUUUUCUUUUCUAGUUUUUAGUGGUUCAAGAUCCCAAGAAUAGCAUCCACACCGUAUCUACUUGUCUACAAGUUAAUCCCUAGAAGCAUCUAUCUUUCGUUUGUUUGCUGGUGCCUUCCUCUAAGCCAUGGAACAUGCGGUCUGAAGAAGCUUGCUCUCUGGGUUAUUUAUACCAAUGGGUAAUUAAUGGCCAUCUUCUUGGUGUUACUUAUCUUAAAGUUUGCAAAGAUUUGAAUUUUGGAAUUUACAGCCUUGAAAAAUUUAAAUGGAAUGAAUGUUUUGCAAAAGAGAAGCUAGUUUAUUCUCAAUUUCUUUCAUCCCUAUCACUGCCCUCCAUCUAUUCACUCUAAUCUACUGCUUGUGAAAUGCCAAUUAUCAUUGUGCCAUAAUGUAGUACCAGGUUGGUUUUGUUGUUCCGACAUCAUGCUGAUCCAGAAUCUUCUAAUGUUAGGAUAGGUUCUGUUACUAAUUUUUCUUCAGAGUGGUGGUUAAUUGAGAAAAUAGGCCCUUGAAUGUAGAAACGCUUGCAUAGGUCGAAUUUGUUUCAGGUUUUUUGUUUUUGAAUGGCUACUGGUAAUGGCUUCAUCUUGACUUGCAUUUCAAACGACUGUUUCUCAAUCCAUUUGAGUUGUUCGUUACUAUAUGUUAGCUCCAACUUUAAUCUUUUACAGUUCUAUUGUGUUUAGAUCUUGUUGGAACGUAGCAGUUAAAGCACAAAACAUGGUUUACUAAGCAUGUUCCUUGAAAAGGGAUCAAUAAGACUGUUUUGGUGGUUGUAGAAAUGUAUCAAGUUUGGUAUAGAGUAUUGUGUUUCCUUACUGGAUCAGCAGAAAUGUCGUAGCUUAUGUUCCUGGUACUAUCUUCUGGCACUAGGCUCAUGAAAAAAUGAGGGUGAAUACUGGUAUGCUGAGUGUUUCAAGUGAAAACUAAGGAGUGGCUGUUUUCAUAGCAGGUUCUAAAACUCGUUUAUUUUCAAGGCUGUAGCUUCCAAUUUUUAUGAUCUUUGCUGUGGUACCUUAAGAUAAGUGAACCUUUUGAAGAUGUUUCUUAUAAUUGUAUAUUUGUAAUACUGGAUGUGGAGGGAUCUCUUUACCUUUUCUGUUUUAUUAUUACCUUGUAAUUUAAUUUAAAGCUUUUUGUUUGGAUCAAAGUUUGAACUUUUAGAGAAUGGAGAUAUCCUUUUUCCGGGGUUAGCA